Molecule: messenger RNA, 900 nt
Organism: Bolinopsis microptera
Lineage: Eukaryota; Metazoa; Ctenophora; Tentaculata; Lobata; Bolinopsidae
Product: cell death-inducing p53-target protein 1 homolog
Exons: 4
Coding region: 43-582 (179 amino acids)
Molecular function (GO): zinc ion binding
Source: RefSeq, a predicted model, not a curated record
UCGUAGGCAGUUCGAUUUGAACGCUUAACAGUCUACAAAAGUAUGGCUGAUCAGCAACAAAGAUCAACUCCACCACCACCCUACGAGGGACCGUACCAUGACCAGGCUGGAACAGCUCCAGCUGCUCCACCUUCGGAGGAGUUAUAUCCACAAGUGAGUCAGCCAACUGGGUACGGUACUGAUCAGUCUGCCACAUACCCGGCUCAAGCUGGCUACCCUGUAAAUCAGUACCCCAUCAACCCAGAGUAUGAAAGCCAAGAAAAGACGCCCCUGGUGGGAGUACCGCACCCUGAAGUUGUUCACCAGACCCCUACUAUUACUAAUACUGUAGUAAUACCGGCACAGAGUAUAGUUUGGAGCAAGCAUCCCACCCAUACAUUCUGUCUUACCUGCCAAAACACUAUACUAACUCAGAUCGAGUUUAUUACAGGUACGUUCACAUGGCUGAUAGUGGGUAUUAUACUGCUGGUCGGAGGCUGGUUCAUGUGCUGUAUCAUACCCUUCUUUGCUGACUCUUGCAAGGAUGUGGUUCACAAGUGUCCACACUGUCACGUGCACAUUCAUACUUGGAAUAGACUUUGAAAGUUUUGUGUGUUCAAGUGUAGAGUACUGGACACAGUGGACAGUGAAGGAUAGUGCUGGGUUAUAUAGCGUUUUAAUAGUGUGAUGUGAUAGUAUGGGAACUCUUUUUAUUUGUUAGUUUGAAUGAAAUUUUUGUAAAGGUUAAUAAAAACAGUUUUUAUCUUUAAAUAUAUUUUCUGAAUUAUUUUUAUUUAAUUAUUUAUUUUAAUUUCAAACAAACGAUAGUACUGACUGAUGAAUGAUGGUUUUUAAUAGAGAAUUUUUUUAAAUAGAUAACUUAUGUGAAAUAUCUUUAGAUUUUAUUGCUGGACAAUUACU